CACGGAUAUUCGUUUUUUUCACCUGCAAAUCUGCAAUAAAACGCCGCCACCGCCGCGGCGCCACCACCUCAAGAUCCGAUCUCCCUCUCUCUCCCCAAUCCUCCCCGCCUCCCCCUACCAAAUCAGCACCACCCAAGGCGCAUCCGAGCCACGGCCGCGCAAUGCCGCCCUCUGUCGAUGCAAUGCCGGCCCCCGGCGACGCCGCGGGCGCCGGCGACGUGCGCAUGAUCUCCUCCAAGGAGCUCCGCGCUCACGCUUCCGCCGACGACCUCUGGAUCUCCAUCUCCGGCGACGUGUACGACGUCACGCCCUGGCUCCCCCACCACCCGGGCGGCGACCUCCCGCUUCUCACCCUGGCGGGGCAGGACGCCACCGACGCCUUCGCCGCCUACCACCCGCCCUCGGCGCGCCCGCUCCUCCGCCGCUUCUUCGUUGGCCGCCUCUCUGACUACGCCGUCUCCCCCGCGUCCGCCGACUACCGCCGCCUCCUCGCGCAGCUAUCCUCCGCGGGCCUCUUCGAACGCGUCGGCCCCACCCCCAAGGUCCAGCUCGUCCUGAUGGCCGUCCUCUUCUACGCCGCGCUGUACCUCGUCCUCGCAUGCGCCAGCGCCUGGGCGCACCUCCUCGCGGGGGGUCUCAUUGGCUUCGUCUGGAUCCAGUCCGGCUGGAUGGGCCACGACUCGGGCCACCACCGCAUCACCGGCCAUCCGGUCCUCGACCGCGUCGUGCAGGUGCUCUCCGGGAACUGCCUCACCGGCCUCAGCAUCGCCUGGUGGAAGUGUAACCACAACACGCACCACAUCGCCUGCAACAGCCUGGACCAUGACCCGGACCUCCAGCACAUGCCGCUCUUUGCCGUCUCCCCCAAGCUGUUCGGCAACAUAUGGUCCUACUUCUACCAACGGACCCUGGCGUUCGAUGCCGCCUCGAAAUUCUUCAUCAGCUACCAGCACUGGACCUUCUACCCGGUAAUGUGCAUCGCCAGGAUAAAUCUUCUCGCGCAGUCCGCCCUGUUCGUUCUCACGGAGAAGAGGGUGCCGCAGCGGUUGCUUGAGAUCGCGGGGGUCGCCACAUUCUGGGCUUGGUACCCGUUGCUGGUGGCUUCCCUGCCGAAUUGGUGGGAGAGGGUCGCGUUUGUGCUUUUCAGCUUCACCAUCUGCGGGAUUCAGCACGUCCAAUUCUGCCUGAACCACUUCUCGUCCGACGUGUAUGUCGGGCCACCCAAGGGCAAUGACUGGUUUGAGAAGCAGACGGCAGGCACGCUCGACAUCCUGUGCUCUCCUUGGAUGGAUUGGUUCCACGGUGGCCUGCAGUUCCAGAUUGAGCACCAUCUGUUUCCCCGCCUACCUCGGUGCCACCUUCGCAAGGUUGCACCGGCCGUCCGCGACCUUUGCAAGAAGCAUGGGCUCACUUAUUCUGCAGCCACAUUCUGGGGUGCAAAUGUGCUUACAUGGAAGACACUCAGGGCUGCUGCAUUGCAGGCCAGGACCGCUACAAGUGGUGGUGCUCCGAAGAAUUUGGUAUGGGAGGCUGUGAACACCCAUGGAUAAAUGGGAUGAAGAUACGGGCUAAUGGCAACUUCUGGUGUUCAGCUUGGUGCCCAUGUGAUUGUCUGGAUGCCUUUCAGUUAUUUAGAGAUAUUGAUCAUUCAACCUGCCUGAGUCAGGUUGGAAUUUUCGUGUUGACAAGUGGCUGUCUAUCCAGUUGGAGAGUUCAUGCUUCAAUAGUCUGGUUGUUCACGGGAUGUUCUGUUCUCCCUAUCACGGUAACUAUAUGAUGAUGAUCCUUGCUUUAAUUCAUGAACACUUGUUUCAAGAUUAUGUCCAUUACAUUUUGCUUGCAUUGUCAAGAUUGUGGAUUCUUGGUGUUCAUGACGUUGUAAUGUUAAUGAACGGCUGGUAACGCCAUGUGGUACUGGUACCCCUGUAUUUUCAGUUGCUGUGGCACCUUGGCUCUCUCUUUGAAAAACCAGUAUGUAUAUGACAAUGAUCAAUUUAUUCAUAUUCCUACUUCAUUCCC
Zea mays is the source of this 2019-nucleotide messenger RNA. RefSeq lists its product as uncharacterized. Gene Ontology annotation, cellular component: membrane. The transcript has a single exon. Gene Ontology annotation, molecular function: oxidoreductase activity, acting on paired donors, with oxidation of a pair of donors resulting in the reduction of molecular oxygen to two molecules of water. The record is from RefSeq and is marked validated. Lineage: Eukaryota; Viridiplantae; Streptophyta; Magnoliopsida; Poales; Poaceae. The coding region runs from base 162 to 1550 and encodes 462 amino acids. Gene Ontology annotation, biological process: lipid metabolic process.